Micropterus dolomieu (smallmouth bass) is the source of this 1844-nucleotide messenger RNA. RefSeq names its product homeobox protein Dlx3b-like. The transcript is spliced from 3 exons. Gene Ontology annotation, biological process: regulation of transcription by RNA polymerase II; embryo development; epithelial cell differentiation. Gene Ontology annotation, molecular function: RNA polymerase II cis-regulatory region sequence-specific DNA binding; DNA-binding transcription factor activity, RNA polymerase II-specific. Lineage: Eukaryota; Metazoa; Chordata; Actinopteri; Centrarchiformes; Centrarchidae. Bases 700 to 1668 code for a protein of 322 amino acids. The record is from RefSeq and is a predicted model, not a curated record.
UUGAAGUUUCUUGUAGGCUUACUGUGGUGGCUUUUUCUCUUUCCUGGGGCAUGGGAGUUGCCUGGGGUCCAAGUCAACACUAAUAAGGAAAAGCCUUUUGUAAAAACAAGCUUUUGAGUGAGUGUAAAUAACCCCCAGCGUGGGUCGACAGCAGCGCUUGGCUCUGUAUCUGCAUUUGAAUGGGAGGCAGCACCGUCAAGCUAAAGCGUAAACAGUCCUUAUCACAACACCGCUGUGCAUGGUUUGGUUGGUAAAUCUUUAUCUGCUCUGCCGAGAGAAUCUCGCAUGUUGUCUUCAAGAUAGGUCGAGGUAAAUGUUAGUUAGAGGACUUUACGGGCUUGCCAACUGUUUACGCGCUCUGGUGCAGGCCAGGGGAGAGGCUUAUAGGCUGCUGGAGGUUUCUGUGGGGAGAAGAAGGGAGCCAGACAGGCGACAGUCAGCGCUGUCUUGGCCUCAGGGCAGAGGCAGAGAGCGAGCAGGCGAGCCAAUGAGAAGGAGACAUUCACUCCCCUCUGUCCUGCCCGGCUUGGCUCCUCUCGGCGCGCCCUGUAAUUACGAGCUCUCGUUGGGUUGGGCGCCGCCACGGUGGACAGCCCUGCUGCUGCGUCAAGGGAGUUUGGGAACGCCAGCUCCAGACAGCGAGGAUUCCUGAACACUUCUGGGUUUAGAGUGCAGAGCAAAUCACUAAAACGCUUGAGAAUGAACGGGCAACCCUCACCUGCCUUCGAGGAGAAGAAGCCUUGCCUCCCCGUGGCUGGGAGCUCCAUCUCGGCCGCCAAGGAUUCCCCGACCCUGCCGGAGUCCUCCUCCACAGACAUGGGCUUCUACAGCGGGCAGAGUGCGCUCCACGGCUCGCAGGAUUUCUACCCGGCGCAGCAGCCGUACUCUGCUCAACACAUGAACCCGUACGCGUACCACCACUAUAACUUCAACGGGAUGGCUCCUGGCGGUGCCUAUACUGUUGGCAAGGCAGAAUACCCGUACCCCCACGCAGCAUACAGAGAGCACGGUGCGUUCAGCAGGGAGGUACAGUCAGCGCUGCAGGACGGCGUGAAAGAAGAACCUGACAUGGAGGUUAGGAUGGUCAAUGGGAAGCCCAAGAAGGUGCGGAAACCCCGGACCAUCUACUCCAGUUACCAGCUAGCAGUCCUGCAGAGGAGAUUCCAGUCGGCACAGUACUUGGCCCUGCCGGAGCGCGCCGAGCUGGCUGCACAGCUGGGCCUCACGCAGACACAGGUCAAAAUCUGGUUCCAGAACCGUCGCUCCAAGUUCAAGAAGCUCUACAAAAACGGAGAGUUUCCACUCGGGGAUAUUCCUCUUGAACACAGUCCAGACGCCAGCGAUUCCAUGGCGUGCAACUCUCCUCCAUCCCCAGCUGUGUGGGAAAACAACCACGGCAACAGUAACAACAACAGCAGCACCAGCACCAACAACACAAACAGCAGCAGCAGCGGCAUCAAGAGUAAUGCAAUGAUGGAUCCUACCAGCAGGGGGCAGGGUCCCUAUCAGCCUCCAGGUGAUUCCUCACCCGCCUGCAUGGCAGACUACACACACCAGAACUGGUACCAGCAGCAGGGUGCAAAUUUAGGUCUGCAACAGUCGGGCCCGACGCACCACACACCAUCAACAGGACCGCCAGCCACACAGAGUAUGGGAGCCGUAUACUGAUGUUAAACCAGGAACUGGAGCCCUGCGCUUAAACACCAGGGGGAGUUUUUGGAUUAUUCGGAGUGCUGUUGUGACCAAAAAACACCUGACAGUGAUCACCAGACACGAGUCAUGACUGUAAAACCUGAAACACAUGUUGUAAAACAGGCGUUACUACAGUAAAUGUGGACUGAAAA